Branchiostoma floridae (Florida lancelet) is the source of this 2790-nucleotide messenger RNA. RefSeq lists its product as uncharacterized. Bases 40 to 1512 code for a protein of 490 amino acids. Gene Ontology annotation, molecular function: DNA-binding transcription factor activity. The transcript is spliced from 3 exons. The record is from RefSeq and is a predicted model, not a curated record. NCBI's taxonomy places the organism in Eukaryota, Metazoa, Chordata, Leptocardii, Amphioxiformes, Branchiostomatidae.
CGCGAGUCAGAAGAGGUCAGUGCCCUGUGACCUGCCGUCAUGGCGGAGGCGGGAUCAGACAACCGUUUUGAAACGGGAACUCUGACAGAAAACGUCGUAUCUGGCAACAUUUCAAAGGUUCUAUCUCACUAUCUACAGUCCCCUGAACGGCAAGGCUCGUACGUGAUGGGUUAUGUUGACGGGAAGGCGCAGCUAGACGCCUUUUUGGAGGAUUUUGACCGAGCUGGGUGUACCGGUUUUCCUCUCAGGUCGUCCACAUCGCGAGCCAAGUACGAGUCCAGACCCAAACCUGGUGCCAGCACGGGAGGAAGGUUGCCGCGUUAUGCAGGGGAAGAACGUAUCGUGUGGUCGUCCAACUCUGGGAAGGUUCCCAUCCCCGACACAGACACGCCUUUCAUCAUGUCAGGAACCAGGCAUCACCACUGUAUGUUCAUCAGUGAUAGGAAAAAUCCGCUGUUGAACAAAAGGAGUGGAAGGGCCACUUUUGGAAGAUCUGUGUGCAAAGCGGAGAUUCAUGUUCGAGAGAUCCGCGUUUUCCUUGACUACGCUGCUACGGAUUACGGCCCCUCGCCAUCAUCCAAUCAGAAGGCAGCCUUACGUAAAAGGUGCGUGAAUCGUCUGACAUCUGAUUUGAGAUGCGGAAAAGCUUCGCCUCCUGUUUUAAGGUAUCACAUCAGAGUUCCGCUACCGGAGGCCCACUCGGACCACCCUCUCGGAGAGGCAGCAGGGAGCGUCCAAAAAGUCCAUCCCGCACUCAUCUCGAAAAUCGGGCAGCUGGUUCAAGCGGGUAUCAGCGACUUCCGCGAUGUACAACAGUACCUGAAAGCUUGCACGGAAGAGCUGUUGGAAAAUGCCAUCGUACGACCAUACCCCACCGACCGCAGGUAUCACCCGCUCAUGAAAGAUAUUCAGAACCACGUUUGGAGGUUCAAGUUCAAACUAAAAGAAGAUCAGGCUAGAAUCAUCGACCUAGAAGAGCACGACUACCUUGGGUCUAUGGACGAUUUUCCAAUGGCCGACCCGAGAGAUUCCGUAACACUAAGUAGUAUGUCUACACAACCUCUUGUUGGAGGUGGACUUCAUCCUAGCCUGGGGUAUGAUGAUGAAAUGGAGGACAUAAGUGACGAAGAACCCUGCUCUAGGUCUAACGUAGCCUCCAGUUUCUUACAGCAGCACACGAUCCAGACUGGAAACCCUGUGGCAAUAGAUUGUGUGUUGGGUGACGGCUCCACCAUCCCAUACAUGCUGACUCCAGUGGAGAUGGUAUCGGUAGGCAGUGAGACAGAGAUUAGCACCGCUGGUGUGCAGAGACAACUUGGUACCACACCAAUGCUCAAUAACUCCUUUCUAGAUGAUGAUGUUGAAUACUGGCAGAAAGCAGCUAUGGCAGAGAUAGAGAGAUUACAAGCUCUGACGUCCCUCUGCACAAAUGCUGCAAGAUUAAAGGAGGUUUCAGAAAGAGUUAAUCAGAUGUGGUUGUCUCUCAAGAAGGAGGUUCUUCCAAACGAUUGAAUGUAGAAAAUUGCAGCUUAAAUCUGAAUGCUACUUAGUAGAUGCUUGGCUCUAAAGCUGAGAUAAAGACAGAAAAAUACAUUCACAAGGAAGCAUGUGUAAGAGCGUGUCAGUAAGGCACAAUUGGUUCUAAUCUGAUGUAGUGUCCUUACCUCACUUCACUCAAUCAGGUAAAAAUGAAUACCUAUUAAACUGGUUAGGAACAUUCCUCGGAUAGGACUUUAGAUAAAGGUCCCGUGUUUGAGGAGAGCCACACCUCGAGCAGGUAAAAGAGCCCACUGCCCACCACAGGUAUCAAAAAGAGUAGGGAUCCUUCCUGGUGUGAGUGGAUCAAAUAAAUCUGUUCAGAUAUACAGCUUGUAGUUGCACUCCUGUAAUUAUAUAAACUUGGUGCCUUGAGGAUAUUUACCAGGUAUGCACUACAAACAAAUGUAAUAGAUAUGUUGCCUAUUUGCUAAUCAGAAAUGUAAAACCUACGAUGUACAAUUAUGUUCAUGAUCAAUAAAUGUCACAUCAAUAAGACAGAUAUUUUGUGCUAAGGACUGAAGUACAUUGAGCAAUGGGGAAAGGGUAUUGGUAUUUAUCCAGACUAUUACAUAUACAUUUGUAGAUAUGUUACCUUACUUGCCAUAUCAUAGUGAACCAGCUGGUAGGCUUUGAAGGCUGAAGAAUUUUGAAGCCAAAAGCCCAUAUCUUACACUUAAGAAUCUGAUCGGGCCUGAUACAGUGGAGAAGUCCUGACCGGAUGCACAAUAGAGAAUACUGGAAGCCGAAGUUUGUGUACUCUUGUUCAACUCUAGGGUAAAGAACAUGUAUGUAUGUAUUAGAUAUCAAUCACACAAAGAGUAUUGCAUGCAAAGAUCAUUAGAUUCAUAAGAAUAGACCCCUGGAAUAAGAGUGACGAGUUCCACAGUGGAAGAGAGCCCCCUACCUUGUCAAGUCUUAACUGCAGAUUGACCUAGCCUAGAGCAGUCCCUGAAUUUAGACCAGGCACAUACAAUCAUCAUUUCUCAGCAGUAUGUAGACUUCUAGGGAUAGUAUUCCACCAAAUGGACAAGACCUGUCAUACGUUUUCCUUUCCAGUUGUAGACUGCUUUUACAUUAUGUGUCCUUGUAUAUUGUGAUCAAAUCUACACAAUGCACACCUCAUGGCCAGCUGUUGCAGGAAUGCCCCUCUGACGCAACAGCUUGUCCACUUACACUAAUCAAAGAGCUUUCCUUGCACUAAUACAAAUGUACAUGUUUUCAACUAUCCAUAAAUAUUCUGGUGCAGACCUU